Molecule: messenger RNA, 1167 nt
Organism: Cydia strobilella
Lineage: Eukaryota; Metazoa; Arthropoda; Insecta; Lepidoptera; Tortricidae
Exons: 2
Coding region: 250-1119 (289 amino acids)
Biological process (GO): regulation of proteolysis; proteasome-mediated ubiquitin-dependent protein catabolic process
Cellular component (GO): cytoplasm
Molecular function (GO): ubiquitin protein ligase binding
Source: RefSeq, a predicted model, not a curated record
UACUUUUACCCCAUGCUUUUACCGGCGGCGUCAAUCAAAUCAAUACAAUAGUUAUUGGUAGUUUAGUGGCUAGUGGCUACUGGCUAGUGUCUUUUUGUUUCGUUGUUAAUUUUUUGUUUAAUUCAAAUUAGUUGUCAGUAGUUUUUAACUAAAUUGCUUGCAAAAUAUACUGGUAGGCAACGAAACGUACUUAUUCUCUCUUGCCUAAAACGAAUUUACUUCGUCAAAGUUUAAAAACCACUGUUCACCAUGCCCAUGAAUCUAGAAAUCAAACAAAAACAGCUAGGAUCUUUCUUGAAAUUAAGAUGUAUGGUAUCCAUCCUCGAAGAAGAAAAUGAAGUGCAGAGCGAAGAACUAACUGUUAAUGAAUUAGCUACGGUGCGUUUAAAUUUUUACACCAAGGAUAGUAAUUCUGCACUUGUAACUUACAUUACUACACAGAAGCAUGAAAAAGCUAAAGAUGAUAAAGUUAAAGUGAAAGUCUCUUGUCAUGAAUUUGAUAAUCCAUUUUAUUCGGAGUGGAUCUGUGGAGAGAAAAAGGAACGCAGAGAAAUUGGCCAAAAAUAUCGAUGUGAUAUUUCAUUAAACCAUGUGCGCACAUGUCUUUUGAAUAUAACUAUUUCUGCUCACAAGGUUCAAGACUGUUUGCUUGUGAAGCUUUAUAAUGAUGUUGAGUUCACAGACUUUAAUUUGGGAUCAAAUAAUGGUAGCGUUGCUGUACAUAGAGCACACCUGGCAGCCCAUAGCGAUGUGUUCAAGGCAAUGCUCAGCCGAGAAUGGAAGGAGACCACUGAGGGGAAGGUUCAGAUCAAAGGAGUUACACUGCAGACUCUUCAGCACUUGAAACAGUAUAUGUACUUGGGCACUCUGCCGGAAAAAGGGCUUCAGCCGUUAUUAUUGAUCGCUUCAUACUAUUUGAUUGAAGAUCUAAAGGCAGAAUGCAUAUCAACACUUGCUCAGACUGCUGAACAUGGAGACUGGUACAGUCUCUUUGAAUUUGCAACAGAGAAUAAUAUACCUGAACUAUUAUGUGCAAUCACAUUAGUAAACCCCGACAGUGUUCUUGAAGGUAACACACAAAUGAUUAAGAAGCUAUCUGAACUAAAACUUAAUAAUUAAUGCACAGUACAAAUCAAACUACUCAUUCCUUUAUAAUGUAUAGUAUAA